AUGAGAAGAAUCGCCAGCACCAACACGCGAUCGUUUGCGCGCGCUUCGACCUUCACGUCGACGACGCUGUCUUCGUCGUCUUCAUCCGCCGCGUCUCUGUCGCUGCCGCUGCACCGUCGCUUCGCUUCGAGCGAGGACAACAAGCAGCAGAAGCAAGAUGACCAGCAAUCGAGCGGCUCAGGCUUCCUCACGACGCUGGUAGUCGCUGCUGCCUUCGCGGCAGGCGGCUACCAUUGGUACAAAGAGGUCGUUGGAGAGCCGUUUGAGGAGAGGAAGAAGGUCGCCCCCGUGGCUGCGGUGGCGCAGGAGGGUAAGAAGGAGGCCGAGGCGGCUGAGGUCAAGCCCUUGCCGCCCGUGUCGCUCAACAAGGACGAGUUCAGGGAGUUCGAGCUGGUUGAGGUCGAAGACCUCACGCCCAACACCCGACGCCUCCGAUUUGCCCUGCCCUCUCGCGAUCACGUACUGGGUCUGCCCGUAGCUAGCUGCGUCGUCACCAAGGCCAACAUCGGCGAGAAUGGCAAGCCGGUGAUCCGCCCCUACACGCCGGUUACUAACGACAAGUCGGACAAGGGCUACUUCGACUUCGUCAUCAAGGAUUACCCCACUGGCGUGAUGAGCUCGCACAUCUACCACCUCAAGAAGGGCGAGAAGCUUCAGGUCAAGGGUCCGAUCCCCAAGCUCGCCUACUCCAAGAACAUGAAGAAGCACCUCGGCAUGCUUGCUGGCGGCACUGGCAUCACGCCCAUGCUGCAGGUGCUCGAGGAGGUGCUCAGCGAGGAUGACGACAAGACCCACGUGUCGCUCGUCUUCGCCAACAACACCGAGCAGGACAUUAUCCUCAAGGACCGCCUCGACGCGCUCGCCAAGAAGCACCCCAACAGGCUCGAGGUCCACUACGUCGUCGCCCAGCCCGCCGACGCUGCGUCGUGGAAGGGUCACACCGGCUUCAUCAACGCCGACAUCAUCAAGAAGCACAUCCCCGGCCCCGCUGAGGACGUCAUGGUCUACGUCUGCGGUCCCCCGCCCUUCUACAAGGCUCUCAGCGGCAGCAAGGCCCCCGACUACUCGCAGGGCGAGCUGGACGGCGUGCUGAAGGAUCUGGGCUACAUCAAGGAGCAGGUCUUCAAGUUCUAA
Acanthamoeba castellanii str. Neff is the source of this 1134-nucleotide messenger RNA. RefSeq names its product oxidoreductase NADbinding domain containing protein. Lineage: Eukaryota; Discosea; Longamoebia; Acanthamoebidae. The coding region runs from base 1 to 1134 and encodes 377 amino acids. The record is from RefSeq and is a predicted model, not a curated record. Gene Ontology annotation, molecular function: cytochrome-b5 reductase activity, acting on NAD(P)H. The transcript has 6 exons.